GCCUUCCGUCCCUCCCUUCGCUUGCACCGCCCUGGGCUGUGCGCAAGGGAGAGGCUGCUCCGGUUCCGUUCCUCCAAGCCGUCAUGUCCUUUCGUAAGGUUGUGCGUCAGAGCAAAUUCCGCCACGUCUUUGGGCAGCCUGUCAAGAAUGACCAGUGCUAUGAUGACAUCCGGGUUUCGCGAGUCACCUGGGACAGCACUUUUUGUGCUGUCAAUCCCAAGUUUGUGGCAGUGAUUGUCGAGGCCAGUGGAGGGGGGGCCUUUAUGGUGCUCCCGCUGCAAAAGACAGGGCGCAUUGAUAAAUCUUACCCUACCGUGUGUGGGCACACUGGACCAGUUUUGGACAUUGAUUGGUGUCCACAUAAUGAUCAGAUAAUUGCCAGUGGUUCUGAGGAUUGCACUGUUAUGGUAUGGCAGAUCCCGGAGAGUGGCCUCACAGUGCCUCUGACCGAACCAGUGGUGGUUCUAGAAGGACACUCAAAACGUGUGGGCAUCAUCACAUGGCAUCCAACUGCUCGCAAUAUCCUUCUGAGUGCAGGCUGUGAUAAUGUAGUUAUUGUGUGGAAUGUGGGCACCGCAGAAGAGCUUUACUACCUUGACAAUCUGCAUCCGGACAUCAUUUAUAAUGUCAGCUGGAACCGGGAUGGCAGCCUGUUCUGUUCAGCUUGUAAGGACAAAAGUGUGCGCAUCAUUGAUCCACGCCGUGGGCAAGUUAUAGCUGAGAGGGAGAAGGCCCAUGAAGGAGCACGGCCAAUGCGAGCCAUUUUCCUGGCUGAUGGGAAGAUCUUUACAACAGGCUUCAGCCGUAUGAGCGAAAGGCAGCUGGCUCUCUGGGACCCAGAAAAUCUUGAAGAACCUAUGGCAUUGCAGGAACUGGAUUCAAGCAAUGGGGCCCUUCUGCCCUUCUAUGAUCCUGACACCAACGUUAUCUACGUCUGUGGCAAAGGAGAUUCUAGCAUCCGGUAUUUUGAGAUCACAGCAGAAGCACCAUACAUCCACUUCCUGAACACAUUUAUUAGCAAAGAACCACAACGGGGCAUGGGUUGGAUGCCUAAGCCGGGUCUGGAUGUCAACAAGUGUGAGAUUGCCAGAUUUUACAAACUCCAUGAGCGCAAGUGUGAACCCAUUAUUAUGACAGUGCCAAGGAAGUCAGAUCUGUUCCAAGAUGACUUGUAUCCAGACACAGCUGGGCCAGAACCUGCCAUGGAAGCAGAGGAAUGGAUGGCAGGGAAGACAGCGCCUCCCAUCCUAAUCUCACUGCGUGAAGCCUAUGUGCCCACCAAACAGCGGGAUCUCAAGGUCAACCGAAGAAGCUUGUUGCCCGAGGGUCGCCCGACAGCCCCCUCCAACACUGGGCUGAGUGCCACACCUUCCAGUGCCAUGACUCCAGCCGCUGCCACAUCUGCUCUUAGUGUCACUCCUUCCAGUGGGGAAGGGAGGCAGCUUACUGAAGAGGUGUUGCGGGAAGUGGCAUCCCUGCGGGCGCUUGUGGCUGCACAGGGAGAGCGCAUUGCACGGCUAGAGUUGCAGCUGAGCCGCAUUGAGAAUGGUGAUGUCUAGUGGGCCUUGCCUCCCCCCCCAACCCAAGAGAACCUGACCAACAUGGAGGAUCUCACUUACUUCCCCUCCCUUUGAUCUGCCAGUAAUCCCUUCACAUUGCCGCCUCCUGCCCUGUGGGGUGAGACAGGGGCUUGCCCUCUCUUGCUGCUACUGGGAAUGUUUCUUGGGCUUUGUCUCGGACCAAAUCUCCCCUUCCUCUCAUUUCUGCACCCCAUAUUAUCCAAGGGGCCAUAUGCUAGUGCCCUAACCAUUGCUCCUUUGCCUUAUUCUGGUCAGGGGCCUAUUUCCUGUCCCAUUCCCAUGGAUGGGGCUGGCCUAGAUAUCACCCAGGGAGAUUAUUGGGGCUGUCUUGACAGCUUGGCCUGGCCUGCCUGUACCCUCCCACUGAGAAUAAGGCUGAGGUUCCUUAUGAGUCUCUCACGGCAAGUGUGUAUGUGCGGGGUGGGAGGGGGGAGCUUAUUAGAAGCCUGGGCCACCUAUGAGUCAGUGCCGAGGUGGGAUGCCUUUCCUCAGAUAGGACCAUUGAAAUCCCAUUGAGGAGUUUUCUGCUUCCUUGUCUGAACUUUUUGCAAUGAGAACAUGGAGAGAUGUCCAGUUAGGGCCUAGCUGUGAAAGAAGCCUGCUUUCUGGUCACAGCCCUCGGCCUACUGUCUCUGGAACCGCUCCUCUUUCUGUCUUCCAAAACACAGUGAGGAUGGAACAGGGGAAAUAAACUGUUCGGGGUUGAUAUCUAUAUUUUCAUUCCAAAUAAAAGUCUUUAUAGAACCAGA
This is a messenger RNA of Thamnophis sirtalis, 2329 nucleotides long. RefSeq names its product coronin 1B (gene CORO1B). Gene Ontology annotation, molecular function: actin filament binding. Gene Ontology annotation, biological process: cell migration; actin filament organization. NCBI's taxonomy places the organism in Eukaryota, Metazoa, Chordata, Lepidosauria, Squamata, Natricidae. The record is from RefSeq and is a predicted model, not a curated record.